Messenger RNA from Paramuricea clavata, 159 nucleotides. The record is from the annotation of a GenBank genome assembly. NCBI's taxonomy places the organism in Eukaryota, Metazoa, Cnidaria, Anthozoa, Malacalcyonacea, Plexauridae.
AUGAACGGCAUCUCCCUGAAGAACCCUCCUGAGGACAUUAAGACUCAAAGGAUUGUGGACAUCCUUGAGGAUAGGUUGUAUGGGAAAGUUUUUGUUGAGCUUGGAUGGAAACCCGAGAAUUGUAAAUAUUAUAAUAACUGGAAAAGUAAAAACACUUAA